Molecule: messenger RNA, 917 nt
Organism: Alligator mississippiensis (American alligator)
Lineage: Eukaryota; Metazoa; Chordata; Crocodylia; Alligatoridae
Product: duodenase-1-like
Exons: 3
Coding region: 1-465 (154 amino acids)
Biological process (GO): proteolysis
Cellular component (GO): intracellular membrane-bounded organelle; cytoplasm
Molecular function (GO): serine-type endopeptidase activity
Source: RefSeq, a predicted model, not a curated record
AUGAUUCCUCAUGAGGACUACAAUAGAAAAACACAUAAAAAUGACAUCAUGCUUCUCCAGCUGGCACACAAAGCUACAAUAACCAAGACCGUGAAGACAAUCCGUCUGCCCCAAGCUAAUGCUGUGUUGAAACCAGGGACCAAAUGCAGCGUGGCUGGCUGGGGAAGUACUAAAAUAUUCAGUUACCAGACAUCCAACCAGCUCCAAGAGGUGGACUUGAAGGUGGCUGACAAGAAGCAGUGUAAGCAGUUAUAUCGCUCUUUCAACUCCACUUCGAUGAUCUGUACGGGGCACAGAGGAGACAAGAAGUCACCCUUCAAGGGCGAUUCCGGGGGCCCUCUUGUGUGCAACAGCAUAGCCCAGGGUAUUGUGUCCUUCUCAACGGCCUGCGGCCUGCCUCCUACUUUCUAUACGCGUAUCUCAGCCUACAUCAAUUGGAUAGAGGAGAACAUGGGCCAGGAAUAGCUCUGGAGAGGUAACAGAGGGAGGCUGGUUGUUAGCUGCUGUGUUGCUUCGCUGCACUCAGUGCCUUGGGAAGUUUCUUUCAGAGCUGGGGGUCUCAACUCUGUCCAGAGCAUGUCAAAAUGUUCCCUGACACUUGCCAUAAUUUCCUCUCAACAGGAUGAGGAUACCCUGAGCUAGCCUUCUUCCCUGCCCAUUUGAGGGGAAAGACCCAACUUCCCAUUCCCUGAGCGUCCCAAUACAACUGAUUUCUCCUCAGUAUAGGGCUAGACUCCAGCCAGCCACACAGAGAUGAAGUCCCUGUACCACAUUACCCAACUCUCCUAAGCUAGCCAGACCCUCUCCUCUGGCUGCAUGGAAGCUGGUGCCCUCCAGAACUGAAAGUUUCAAGGUGCCAUUUGCUCCACUUUAGCCUCUUCAUUUCUAGUGCGAAAACCUUUCCUUGAAAUGCAGCA